CCCAACUGGAGCACUUGUUCUUUAUUUAGAAACACUUCCCAGGGCACUUGUCGGCGAGGAAUGGUGAUAAUAAAGGAUCUCAGAAAUUACAUGGGAGUCAAGUAAAAUUCGCUUCUCUGAUGACAAUUUCCCAUUGUCAUGGUAUGAAGUAACCAAUAUACACUGGAGCCGAUCACUAAACUAGUAUACAAGAUGAAUACCUCAGACGAUUACAUUAAAUCAGCCGUUGAAAGUGAAAUCACCCGAAUGUUGGCAAAAAAUGCUAUGUCCACCGUUAAAAGUACUGUCAGAAAUAACCAGCCUAAAAUUAAACAGGAGCCGAUCGAUGAAGAUGAGCUGGGAGGAGAAACAAAUGGUCAAGGAAUUAAAAUUGAGAAAAUGGACGAAGAUGAAGAUAACCUAGAUGGAAUAAGUAUACAAACUGUUCAGAGUACAAGUACAGCACCAAGUUCUGGCAAGUACUCUGUCAAAGUCGUCACAAAAUAUAUGUGUCGAUAUUGUGCGAGGCAGUUCGACUCUCCGGAUGAAAUGCAGGAACACAUUGCUUCACAUGCACGUGGAAAAUCAAACCAAUGUCACUCCUGUUAUGUUUGUUCAAAGACAUACUCAACUCCAUCAAAACUUCAGCGCCAUGUGCGUGUUCAUAGUGGUGAGCGUCCGUAUGCCUGUAACAUUUGUGGUAGACGUUUCACCCGUUCUGAUCAUGUCAAACAGCAUUUAAAGGUUCACAUGCCACAGAAACAGAGAAACCAGUGUCGUCUUUGUAGUCAGAAGUUUCUCCGUAGACAAACCCUGCAUUCUCAUCUUCAACAGGCACAUGGUGUAUCCACUGUCUAUACCUGUCACAGAUGUGGUGAAGCAUUUGACGAAAUAACCAAACUGCAUGCUCAUAAAAAUCUGCAUAUCUCUAUCUACGGGAAAAAUGAAGGGCCCGCUGUAGAGGGUGGUAUGGUUAUUAAACAAGAACCGGGAGAGAAUGGUGACCAAAAUACACCUAUGAUUGGUUUGGCUAAAUUCAGUCUUGGUCCCCAACCUGCACCAGAUGACUUACUCAAAGUAGUGAAUGCAGCCCAAGGUGGAGGCAAUGGCUACACCUCUAAAAUGGAUGGAUUCUCAGUGUCAGAUGAAACACACAGGUUGGCAGUAGCUCUUCCGAAACAAGGAACGCCUUUUGAGAAACCACAAGUGGCCACAUACAGCUAUCCAAUAAAAUAUGCCCGAUCCCCUCCGCCACAGGAAGAGAAUUACCCGGCAGAUACCUUGUCAGAUGGAAUGAAUAUGUUCAUCCUGCCAUCUCAUAUUAAAAAGGAACCAGAAAGUCCGGAAUACAGUAUGGAUUACUCUUAUAAGGCAGACGAAACUAAUUCCUCUUACGUUGACGAUAUUGCUGGAGAAGAUCAGGAGGAGGAGGACAAUGACGAUGAUUAUGAAGAGGCCCAAGAUGACUCGAAAACAGGGAAUCUUGGUGAAAAUGCAGUUCAGGAUUUGUUAACAGGGCCUCCAGCGGAAAACAAAGGUAUUAAAAUGAAACUGUUUGGUCCGGCUAGUUAUAAAGCUGCAAUGAGAAAUAAAAUAGCGAUGAAAAUACCAACUCCUCGUCUAAGACAAAUGCAAAAUCCCAUGAUACGGAGUGCCACCUUGGCUACAAAUACAGGCAACACCACCAAUACUAUGCUAGAAGCCAAGAACUUUUCUCCUUACAUAGUUGGGACAGCCAGCGCUGGACAAGGCCAAACUGUGUCUCCUGUCCAAGAAACAAUCUCUAAAGAGAAGGAGAAGAAAUUAAGUAAAUGCGAGCACUGUUGUAUUUGGUUUGAGGAUUAUACCAUGUGUUUGUUACAUAACUCGCUCCACUCUGCUGAUGAGGCUGACCCAUUCACAUGCAGAAAAUGUAUGAAAAAACUCGGAAACCGUUUAGAAUUCACUGCACAUCUAGUGUGGCAUCUUGAACCAGAUAUGGACAGUUAAAAGUGUGGCAGCUUUAGUCAGACAUGGACAGUUAAAAGUGUUUACUGAAAUUAACUAAUCAAGCCCAAAGCAUUUAAUUAUAAAUACAUGUACAUUGAUUGACAAUGUAUAUGUUCACUGUUUCAUUGAAAAUGAUAUAUGUAUCAUGUGUAUAUUUAUCAUGUGCUUUUGUUCUAGUAUAUGAUCAUGUAUGUAAUUUAAUCAAAGGUAUUACAUGUAUGUCUUGUGCAUGUGUAAUACUAAUCUAGGUUAAAUUUGUUAAUUCAAUGUUUGUACAGAACUUUUAAAUGAAAUUGUUUAUAUUGUGGAUUUUUAUUUCCCUUUUCAUUGAGUUGUUAAGGAUUGAAUGAUAACUUAGGUCAUGAGGUCAACAUAAAUGGUCUUAAUUGUCUAUAAUUGCUUACAUCCACUUCAUUUGAACUUUGUUGGGUAGUUGUCUCAUUGGCAAUCAUACCACAUCUCCUUAUUUUUAUGUUAACAGUAAGUGAGUGUCUACACAUAAUAUCCUGCUCCAACUACGGUAGGUUAAGUCUAGACAAUCCAAGCUGUAAAUUUGUUUUAAUAGAUUAUCAAACAUGUCAAAGGGGUUGCCUUUAACAUUGAAUUUCAAAGACAAUAUUGCUUUAUAAAGUAACUACCAUGUUUCAAUUGAAAUAUACAAAGUAAAUGAAGUCAGACUGUCGCAUUAUGCACUGACUAGUCAUCUUUUAUGAAGGAAUUGUGUUUUUUGUUCAAAUAAAUUGUUUUGAUUCUUAAUUUCUACAAGAAAAUACAAAAUAUUUAUUUUAGUAAAUGUAUUUUAUUGAAAAAGAUUUUUUUUAUGAAAGUUGAAAAAAUGGUUGUCCAGAGACCCACUAUCCCCAAACAAAAGAAAAGAAAAAGAGGGGACAGCAGAUAGGGUCAGUGCAUGUGUACUAGUACUACUGUUUAAAAAUGGGCAACAUUGAAUUUUUACUGAAUCUCUUUAUGUGUACUGUAAAUGUAGCUGCGGAACCGCAGCUCUUAGGGCCUUAUGAUAUUUUUUGACAAUUUGCAGACCAUAUAAAACAGACCAUAAACUUUUGUCCACAAAUUGUCAAAAAAUAUAACGACCUUAGAGCUACAUGUACAGUUCUGCAGCUACUGUAUAUGUACCUACCUAAGGAAAAAAUCAUUUCAUAGCUAUAGGUCACACAUUUUAUACUACUUGUUGACUUUUAUUUAUUUAUAUAUAUUGUUGGCUUUGUAUUGAUCAUGUUGAUUGUUAAAACAGAAUAGAAAAUUAUAAUAAACAUUUUGGUUGUAAAAAUCUGUUACAUGUAAAUUUUGUGGGACAUAUUGUGUAUUAAUUGUUAUUAAUUACUGCAAUUUUUAUAAGAUUUGAAACUUUACAAUUUAAGAGAGAAAAAGUCCACAUACCACAGCAAUAGUUGUUUGCAUGAUUCUUCAAAAGUUCAUGGAAAAGUUGGUAGGACUUAAAAAUCAUUCACAAUAGAUUUUAUCAAAUUUUAGAUUUAUAAAAAAAAAAAUUCUGCACUUUAAAAAAAAAAAUCUGUGGUAAAUUUUCAGAUACUGGUGACUUGAUUGCAUCUUAAAACUUGGAGUAAAUUGUCUUUUUCUCCACAUGAUGUGCUGAAAGAAAAGACAAUGUACAUUUAUGAGACUUCAAAGAGGGAAAUAUAAAUAUCAAUUUUCUUGUGGUUUGUUCUUUAUCUAUAUUCUACAUUUUUGAUGAAUACUGUACUUUUAUGAUUAAGGAAAAGAAAAAAAACUUCUUUUUUGCUGUUUAGAAUAUUUUUACAUGCAGGUCAUUACAGUUAUUGUUGUUUUAAUGUACAUAAAUAACCAUAGUUGCUGUUGUUUUGUAAAUACAUUUCCAUAGUAACUAAAAUUGCCUCGUGAUAAAUGGACAUGUGUUGUAAAGAAAACAUUGCUAAGUUUUAUUAUACAGUGAACUUACUUAACUAGAAGCAAAGCACUAGAACUUUAAUAAUAAAUUAUUUUUUUAAAAUAUUUUAAUUUAAAAAUAUUGCGUCAAAACUUGGUGUUGGCAAACUCAACUUAUGAACCAGUAAUUAUCUUCCUUUGAUAAAUUAAAAAGAGGGAAACUUCUCUUAUGAUUGGAAGUUACAAUAAACAAUGUAAUUCUUCUUUAAGAGACCAUGGUCUCUGGUGGAGAGUUGUCUCAUUGGCAAUCAUACCACAUCUUUUUUCAUAAGCUAAAAAUUGUCAAAAACUUACAAUGUAAAUCUUGUUAAGGGCAGAUCCAGGGUUUGAUGAAAGGAAGGGGUUGUAAUGGUUUAUAAUGAUAAAAUUAUUGCUGAGUGUAGCUAGACCAAAAAAAAUAUUUACAAUUUUAUGCAAAAAAAUGAUAUUUUUUCUGAUUGAAAGGGAUAUUUGAUUUUGGUUCAGACUGGUUUCAAUGAACAAUAAAAUCUGUUAAAAAGAAUAGAGAAAAAUAGGCCAAAAAAAUUAAAGAAUAGAGAAUAAUGAGCAAAAUUAUAAAGAAAGGAGAAAAAUAAUAAAAGAAAAUUUAAAAACAGAAAUGAGGGACCCUCCUAUCCAGACUCUUUUAUAAUCAUUGACUAUUUGAAGUUAACUUGAUUGUCUGUCUACAAGUAUUUCUAUCAGUCACUACCCAAUAAAGAUAUAGUAAUGUUGCUUUUAUGAUUUUGGUACUCAUCAAAGAUUUGUUUAAAAAUGGGCAUGUAAAGACAGGAAAAAAUUGUAUUUCUGUAUGAUCAAUUUACUAUACAAAGAGAGAUAACUCAAAUUCUAUAUUUCACUGAUAUGAUUGCAUAAAACAUUGAGCUUUAUUUCAUAAUAUGAAUAUGUUAUAAUUUUUGUAACUGUUGUUGAAUAAAAUGUCCUUGUUUGAUGUUUUAAGGACGGGAAUAUAAUAGAGCAACCAGGCUGUUGUUGUAUUGUAUAUUUGUAUAGGAAAUUGACUUUAGGAAUAUGUUAACACAUGUUGUAUUUUAUACUUGUAUAGGAAAUUGACUGUAGAGUGCUGCUUUUUGGCUUUAUCUAUUUUCUUUUUCAAAAAUAAAUUGCAAUAUUAUGUA
Mytilus californianus (California mussel) is the source of this 5012-nucleotide messenger RNA. RefSeq names its product zinc finger protein 426-like. Lineage: Eukaryota; Metazoa; Mollusca; Bivalvia; Mytilida; Mytilidae. Bases 193 to 1968 code for a protein of 591 amino acids. The transcript is spliced from 3 exons. The record is from RefSeq and is a predicted model, not a curated record. Gene Ontology annotation, cellular component: nucleus.